AUGGUUUCCUACAAACUCAUCUACUUCAAUGGUCGUGGAAGAGCCGAGGUUAUCCGCCAGAUCUUCGCCCUUGCAGGCGAAAAAUUUGAGGAUGUCCGAGUUUCGCAAGAAGAGUUUCAGAAAAUGAAAGCUGAAUUUCCGUUUGGCCAGCUGCCAGUGCUAGAAAUUGAUGGAAAAGAAGUGGCGCAAACACCAGAACACCAAGAUAUGCCUGACAAAGACAAGACAAGGAAGCUGGCGCAAUCAUUCGCCAUUGCUCGAUUCCUUGCGAAACAAUUCGGACUGUCGCCAAAAUGCCCCUUCGAAGAGGCACUCGUGGAUUCGCUCAUGGAUCAGUACAAAGAUUUCCAUAACGAGGUUCUUCCGCUGCUCAAAGUACUGAUGGGAUUCGCACAGGGGGAUGUUGACCAACUCACAAAGGAUGUGUUAGUUCCUGCACGCGAUAAAUUCUUUGGAUUCAUGACAAACUUUCUGAAGAAAAACGGCAGCGGUUAUCUCGUUGGCAGCUCUAUAACCAUUGCUGACCUUCUUCUGGCGGAAUUCUCCGCUGAAGUAGCCAAAAAAAUUCCCACGCUUUAUGAUGGGUAUCCAGAGAUCAAAGCUCACGCCGAAAAGGUCCGCUCGAAUCCUGCGAUCAAGAAAUGGAUCAAGACACGGCCAGAGACUAAAUUUUAA
Messenger RNA from Cylicocyclus nassatus, 675 nucleotides. The record is from the annotation of a GenBank genome assembly. NCBI's taxonomy places the organism in Eukaryota, Metazoa, Nematoda, Chromadorea, Rhabditida, Strongylidae.